AUGGUCAAUACUGUAAGUAUAUGUUAUUCGCUUUAUGAAUGUAUAAAAUCGAGAGAGAAUGCUUUUUUAGGUUCUCUACUUCUAAGCGGCAUUAUACCACCACAAAUAUUGACUCGCCCACUUUUUCUUGGGAUUUGUGCACCUUCUUCAUGUAAUCGUCAAUCCAUUCUUUCAUUAGUUCAAAGUCUAUUCAAUAACAGCAAUAUUACCGAAGAACACGUACAUUGUUCGAAUGAUGAUGCCAGUAAACAGAAGAGUUUAUCACGCGGUGCGAUAGCCACAUGUGUUGUUCUCUCUCUACUCGGUCUUCUCGUCCUAAUCGGUACUAUCAUCGAUCUUGUUCUUGCUUCUCGUCUUGUAUCAGACACUCAUAUUACUUCGGAUAUAAACGGACACAAUAAAAUAUCGGCUACAGAAUUACCCGAGAUUAAAUCGGUGACCUUGCGACGACAUCCACAUUUUCGUAUGAAAGUUCUACUCGAUACAACACCUCAAGCAGCAGUAUUCAUUGCGCAAUUUUCGGCUGUACGUACAUUACGUCGUAUAUUUACAAUGGAAAUGAAAAACAAUAGUGACUCAUUUGAUUUUCUCAACGGUGUCCGUGUACUUUCACUUUUCUGGGUGAUCUUUGGUCAUACAUUUGUUUUUAACUCAAACUAUGCAAGCAAUUCUGUCGAUGCGCUUGCUUGGUCUCAGAAUAUAGCAUUUCAAUUGAUUGUCAGUGGUCUCUUCAGUGUGGACACCUUUUUUGUUCUCAGCGGAUUUUUAACAGCAGUUCUCUUUGUUAGACAAAUCACCAAAGAAAAACUUACAUUCCGUCUAUUUAUUCUUUAUUAUAUUCAUCGAUAUAUUCGUCUUACACCGACCUUUGUUCUUGUCAUUCUUGUGAGCAUUAAUUUGACACCAUACUUCGGUCGUGGACCUCUCUAUCCGUCCAAACAAGGAUUUGAACCUGAUGGUUGUAGUCAUCGUGGUUGGUGGAGAUCUAUUCUUUACAUUGCUAAUCUAUUUAAAUCCGAUGACACGUGCUUGUCUGUUUCGUGGUAUCUUGACAAUGAUAUGCAGUUUCAUUGGAUUGCACCACUUGCUCUCAUACCAUUUGUCAUUGGUCGAAAGUUCAUUGCAUUUAUUGUGGCCAUUCUAUUCGUUCUCGUUAGUAUUGGGUCAGUGGUAGGCAUUCUUCUGCAUUAUCCUAAUAUGAAUCUGAACGCUAUAACAGGCCUCUUGCAAGCAGUAAGUUUAACUUUUUGUAAUUUUUCAAGUGAUACUAAUAGUGUGUUUAAUCUUUCAUUUAUAUGUCGGUGUUACCUACUUUACCGAAAUCUACAUUAA
This is a messenger RNA of Rotaria sp. Silwood2, 1332 nucleotides long. NCBI's taxonomy places the organism in Eukaryota, Metazoa, Rotifera, Eurotatoria, Philodinida, Philodinidae. The record is from the annotation of a GenBank genome assembly.